CCUGCCCGGGCAGAAUUCUACUUCCGAAGGCAACAAUUCGGUCGCAGAGGAGGAACGGCCGCAAGAACUGCAGAAUCUCAAUCUCGUGGCCCCAGCAACAUCAACAUCAAUCGCCCCCACGGUGGGUACUAAUUUCCGCCGCAAAAAUGGAAAUACUUACAGUGGCAACGACCAAAAUCAGCAAGGACGGGGCCCUGUACUAGCAGGUGCGCCAGCUCUUGCCGUUGGAACAAAAGCUGCCACUUUAUUCGCCACCAACACGCACUCGUCGCCGCUGACCUCAUUCCUAAUACACGACCAGGCCGAUUGCAG
This is a messenger RNA of Amoebophrya sp. A120, 312 nucleotides long. The record is from the annotation of a GenBank genome assembly. Lineage: Eukaryota; Dinophyceae; Syndiniales; Amoebophryaceae.